AUUUCCCAUAUGAGGACGUGUCCGCAUGAGGUGGAGUAACUAGCACCUUGCACAAGCCCAGGGGGUCCGAUAGUGACGCUGGAACCCGCAGCCGGGGGUUGGUCUGAGGUCAGCUGGCUGCACAAACCCACGCAGGGCCUCGUCCUGCAGGUCGGAGGGAGGUCCACGCUCAGGGCUCAUCCCCAGAGACGUUGAUGUAGCAACGACGGGAGCGCCUGACCCACACAUCCUGUGCCCUGUGCCAGCUGCGGGCUCUGCCCUCCCACUCCUGACUCCGGGGCUGUGCAGGCUGCAGGGCUGGCCAUGGGCCCCUGGCCCUCCACCCUCCUGGGCCUCGUGCUCUGUCUGGGCCAGAUGAUCCACACGCAGGAGGGGGCCCUGCCCAAGCCCUCCCUCAGGGCCGAGCCAGGCCCUGUGAUCCCCCGGGGACAGCCUGUGACCUUCGUGUGCUAGGGCCCAGCUGGGGCAAGGUUAUUCCGCCUGGAGAAGGGUAAAGCACAAAAAGUCUCUGAUCAGAAAAGUGUGCCUCAAGAUGAUCGGCAGGGGAGAGAGGCCAGAUUCCGCAUCCCCGUGGUGAAUGAACACGCUGCGGGGAAUUACAGCUGCCUCUAUGAACAAGAGUCUGGCUGGUCUGAGCGCAGUGACACCCUGCAACUGCAGGUGAGAGAGGAGGACAUCUCCACUCAGCCCCCAGGCCUGUCGAGCACAUACAUUUACAUCCUUGUUGGGACCUCCGUGGCCUUUCUCCUUUGUCUCCUUCUGCUGGUCCUCUUCUUAGUCAACCGUCAGCAUCAGAGAAAACACAAGUCCCUCCACAGCAAAGGCGAGGAGCAGAGGCCCCAGGAAAGGCUCAAUCCGGCUGCUGACAUAACAGAGAGCACACCAGAUGAGGCCACAGUCUAUGCACUUUCUGAGAAGAAGAGGGAGCUGCAGAGCCCAAGCCCUGCUGCGGGAGACGCCCAGGAGGUGACAUACGCUCAGCUGGACCAGCGGGCCCUCACCCUCAGAGCAGCCCAAGCUGUGUCCCCACCACCCGCGGAGCCCACAGCUGCUGCCAGCACAUACGCAGAACUCCCCAGACGCUGACCCGACCCCUGGCCUCUGCUCCGACAGACACACGCCACUCUUUUUUUUAUUUUUAAUUAACUUCUUUAUUGUUUAAAGUAUUACGUAAGUCCCCUUUCCUCCCCAUUGACCUCUCCCCAGAGGCCACCAUUCCCCACAAGUCCCUCUUGCAAAAGCCUGAAGCACCACCAGGAAGGCUUCCCUGUGGAAUCACCCCACUAUUGUUGCCAUCUAUUCAUUUCUCCUGGAGGGGAGAGCUGGAGUCUGGGGACCCCAUUCAACACCUAGGAGGUUCAUGAACCAGGUGGCCCCUCCUACAGUUCACCAGCUCUUUGGAGCACCCAUAUAAUACUUGUUUCCAGAGACCCACCUACUGUUGUCCAGCAGUUUCUAGCAACCCAGCUACAGUUGUCCAACAGUUUCCAGAGACCCAGCUACUGAUGUCCAGCAGUUUCUAGCAACCCAGCUACAGUUGUCCAACAGUUUCCAGAGACCCAGCUACUGAUGUCCAGCAGUUUCUGAAGAUGCAACUACUGGUGCCCACAGUUUCCAGAGACCCAACCACUAUUGCUCAGCAGUUUCCAGAGACCCCACUACACUUGGUGGGCUGUUUCCAGAGACCCAGCUACAGUCCUACAGUCACCCAGCUGGUUCCACCCAUGUCCUGUGAAUCCUCCCCCACCCCCCAGAGACUGUUGGAACCACCUUCUUAGCUGACUCUAACCACUUUCCCCUUGUUCACCUUGAACCUGGGCCAUAUCGAUGCAGCGAAUCUCAGAUGCCUCGUUGUCUCUGAAUCCUGCUUCACCUUGCUCAUCAGUAAAUGUUCUCACACACCCA
Messenger RNA from Pipistrellus kuhlii (Kuhl's pipistrelle), 1905 nucleotides. It is a transcript of the gene LAIR1, whose product is annotated as leukocyte associated immunoglobulin like receptor 1. Lineage: Eukaryota; Metazoa; Chordata; Mammalia; Chiroptera; Vespertilionidae. The transcript is spliced from 9 exons. The record is from RefSeq and is a predicted model, not a curated record.